AUGACAGAAUUGGUCCCAAACAAGACGUGGGUGUUCAAGAAACCGCCCACAGAACUUCCUCGGCCGGGCAUCAAUACUAUCAUCGAGGAUCACCCCCUGAAGCUAGUUCCACCGCCUGGUGGUCUGGUGAUUAAGCUCCUCAUCGCCGGACUCGAUCCACACCAGAGAGAUCGUAUGCGGGGACCAGGUCUUGCAGAUUAUGUGCCUGGCUAUGAAAACAACGAGCCCAUCACCAACUUCUCGAUCGCCAAGGUCAUCCGCUCGGACAACGAAGCGUUCGAGGAUGGCAGUUUGAUCGCAGGUAGUCUACCCAUCGCUGAGUAUGGCCUGAUCCCCAAAGAGCUCAUUGACGCCCGGGCAAUGGCGUCGCCGCUCGUGUGGAAGGUGGACAAUCGGUACAAUCUGGACCUUAAGCACUAUGUUGGUACGCUGGGACUGGCGGGCAUGACUGCCUGGAACUCGUUCUACGGCCUAGUGAAGCCGGUCAAGGGCGAGACAAUCUGGGUGAAUGCCGCAUCGAGCUCGGUGGGAGAAAUCGUGGUCCAGCUCGCCAAGAUUGAAGGAAUGCGAGUGAUUGCAAGUGUGAGCUCUGAUGAGAAGCUCGACUACGUUCUGAACGAGCUGGGCGCCGACGCCGGCUUCAACUAUCGAAAGGAAAGCGUCAAUGACGCGUUGAAGCGACUGGCCCCAGAGGGAUUAGACGUGGUUUUUGAGAACGUCGGAGGCAAUCACUUUCAAGCCGCGAUUGAAAAUAUGAAAUGGUUUGGACGGAUCAUCAGCUGCGGGGCGGCAUCACAAUAUAACAAGCCGGUCGAAGAGCAGUAUGGAGUUACCAAUCUAUCGGAGAUCUUCCGUCGCCGCAUCAAGAUUCAAGGCUUCAUUUUCUGGGACGAGAACAUCUACCCAGACAACAUCGCUAACUUCCAUGCGGCGAUGCCGAAAUGGAUCUCGGAGGGAAAGAUAAAGUCACGAUACACUGACUUUGAAGGGAUUGAGCAGGCUGAUAAAGCGUUUCUCUCCAUGUUCACUGGAGGAAGCUUUGGAAAGACGGUACUGAAAAUUAGUGUCCCAUGA
Ilyonectria robusta is the source of this 1074-nucleotide messenger RNA. RefSeq lists its product as uncharacterized. The record is from RefSeq and is a predicted model, not a curated record. The transcript has 2 exons. The coding region runs from base 1 to 1074 and encodes 357 amino acids. Lineage: Eukaryota; Fungi; Ascomycota; Sordariomycetes; Hypocreales; Nectriaceae. Gene Ontology annotation, molecular function: oxidoreductase activity, acting on the CH-CH group of donors, NAD or NADP as acceptor.